AUGGAGCCUGGUGUCCCACCAAUAGAACAAAUGAGACUUCAAGAUAAUAUACAUUUAAAAAUACGUUUCGAAGCUGUUGUGAGUUGUCAACAUUGCAAUGACCCCCACAAAAGGAAUGAAAUAAUCCACAAAGUAGAGGACUAUUUCAGACAUCACCCUGACCUAAAUCUCCUGCAAACAGUUGUAGAACACUAUAUAUAUCCCGACAUGUACAUGGUUGACCUAGGACGGCACCCCCAUCACUUUCACGAGCAUCCACAUCACCACGGACUGGAGCACCUCGUACAUGACAUGGAUAAUCUAAACAAUGAAUGUGUUUCGGAAAUUCUCUACAGGAUUGAAGAGAUUCUUGGCUUGCCACAUCUUGGGAAAACUACUCCUAUCACACACGCACCACAUCAUACAACCACCACCACUCCUGCCCCAAUUACAACAACCAAGGUACCAUUCACCACCACCACGGCACCUACAACCACCACUGUCCCACCUCUGAACGUCUCCCAUACAUGUAACGGAUUAGAAUUUGUGCAAACUGUGGCAAUUGGAAAAACAGUGGUGAACACAAAAGCCGGUUUGUGUACUGACGGAACCCACAGCCAGUCAGAGGCUCUGGUACUAAAAACGUGUCAUGCAGCUGACCCAGCUACCUGGUCGAAAGGAUACAAUGUUAUGCAGAAUUGUCCAAGAAUUCCUAAGUACACACCAAUAUCUACAUUUGUUUUUGGGAUGUAUCCUAUGGAUGGGUCUGCAAUGUCAGGAGUUUUUAUCAAAUGUACUUCGGACGGAUUCCAGAUGUCUAUUCAGGUUUGUGGACACGGUCCUCUAAUAUUUAAUGUUCAUGCCGGCCCUGGAAACCAAGGACGUGAGAACGCUAAUAACUACUACACUAUAGACUGGUGA
Saccostrea echinata is the source of this 900-nucleotide messenger RNA. RefSeq lists its product as uncharacterized. The record is from RefSeq and is a predicted model, not a curated record. Bases 1 to 900 code for a protein of 299 amino acids. NCBI's taxonomy places the organism in Eukaryota, Metazoa, Mollusca, Bivalvia, Ostreida, Ostreidae. The transcript has 9 exons.